Molecule: messenger RNA, 7463 nt
Organism: Sceloporus undulatus (fence lizard)
Lineage: Eukaryota; Metazoa; Chordata; Lepidosauria; Squamata; Phrynosomatidae
Gene: LZTS2
Product: leucine zipper tumor suppressor 2
Exons: 7
Coding region: 438-2351 (637 amino acids)
Biological process (GO): negative regulation of canonical Wnt signaling pathway; cell division
Source: RefSeq, a predicted model, not a curated record
CCCUCCUGUUCUCUGAUUAGCUAGGGAAGAAUAUUUGGUUGUGACGUGGACCCAUUCCCCCCUCCUCUUUUUUCUCUCUCUUUUAUGGGGGAGACUUGGAAUGAUAGUGAGGAGAGAAAGCAGCAAGAGUCAACUUCAAAUCACAAGUGGAUUGAGUCUUGCAAGAUGUGGGAGCCACCCUCUUCUGCCAUUUUCCUGCAUGGAGAAGCUUCUCCAGGGGUUUGUCCUUUGGUUCAGAAAUCUGGCAGCUGUUGACUGGAGUUUCAUUUUUUUGGAGGACGUUGAUAUCUGGGGAACCUACUUCAAUUUCAAAACGCAAAACAGGUAAGGCAGUGAUUCCUUGUGCAACAUCUGAGGAGUGUGGACUGUUCUAGCUUACCUGGAGUGGAUGAAGAGGAGGUAACCUGAUCACCUGCAUCGCCUUGACUGUGAGCAUCAUGGCCAUAGUGCAGACCUUGCCUGUCUCCAUUGAGCCUGCCUCUGAAGGGACUGCCCAACUCCAUAACAGUGCCUGCUCCUCCCCUGCAGCCAUGGGCAGUGUGAGCAGCCUCAUCUCAGGCCGGCCAUGCCACAAGGCCACACCUGAGUUUGGCCCUUUCCGCCUGCCUGGUGCUGGUUCUCAAGAGCCGCUGUGCCAUGGGCUUCCCACCAAGAAAAACAGCUAUGCAUACGCCAGUGAAGAGGAUUGGGCUGAAGCUGUCUCUCCAAUCAGCCCCUGCAGUGAUGUAGAAGAGCCACAGGAUGACAAGCCCCGGGUUGGCACCAUCCGUGGACCACCACCCAAGUUGGUACCUGUUUCAGGGAAACUUGAGAAGAACAUGGAGAAGACACUGAUCCGCCCAACAGCUUUCAAACCAGUUAUGCCCAAGAACCGCAAUCCCCCAUUGCAGGGGCACUUGGCAUUACGUCCUGGCGGUACCUCGGUGCUCUCUGAGAGCCAGGCCAGUUUUGCCCAGCUCUUUGGUGGCACCCCUGCAGGUAACACGGAGAAACACAACUCCCUGAGUUGCCGCACCAGCUCCCACUCAGGAACCAUGUCAGACUCUGGGCGCAACUCCCUCUCCAGUCUUCCCACAUAUAGUACUGGUUGCAGUCAGCAGAUGGAACCAGUCAGCAUCUCCAUGGGCCACAUCAACCUCGACAGCCAUGGCAGCAGCAGUUCUCGGGGCCUCACGGGCCCUUCAAACUCCGACAGUGGGCGCUCAUCAUCGAGUAAAAGUACUGGCUCUCUGAGUGGCCGUGGGCAUCAUUCUUCUGACAGUGGCUCCUGCGGUGGACGCUCGCCUGUGCAUGGUGGUGGUGCUGAUGAAGCCCUGCUUGUUCAUGAGCUUGAAGAGAAACUGCGGGAGCGUGAAGCUGAGCUGCAACAUCUAAGAGAGAGCUUGGAUGAGAAUGAGGUGGCCAUAUGCCAGGUGUAUGAGGAAAAGCAGAGGCGCUGUGAGGAGGAAAUGGAAGGACUGCGGCAGGGUUACACUGCCAAACUUCAGCAGUCUGCUCAGAAGGCUCAACGCAGCCAGCAAGUUCUGCAGCUCCAAAUCUUUCAGCUGCAGCAGGAGAAGAAGAAACUCCAGGAGGAUUUUGCCCAGUUGCUGGCUGAGCGGGAACUACUGGAAAAACGCUGCGCCUCCUUUGAGCGGGAGCACACAGAACUGGGCCCCCGGUUGGAAGAGACCAAAUGGGAAGUGUGCCAGAAAUCAGGUGAGAUCUCACUCCUAAAACAACAGCUGAAGGAAUCCCAGUCAGAGGUGUCUCAGCGGAGCAAUGAGCUGGUACUCCUGAGAGCCCAGUUGAGGGAGGCACGGGCUGAGCUGCAGGCUAGUGAAGAGCAGGCCUUAGGCUUGCAGGAGGUGGCCCGAACCAAGGCUUUGGAGCUCGAGGUAUGUGCCAAUGAGCUGGCCAGGCGCAAAAGCGAGGCUGAACUGCUGCGUGAGAAGGUGGGACGGUUGGAGCGUGAACUUGAAGGACUGCGUGUUGCAAGUGGGGAACUCUGCCCCUUGUUGUCCGAGUGUGACGAGGCAAAAGCCCAGCGGCAGGCUGCUGAUACCCUGCAGGGCUUGCGGGGUCAGGCAGAGCGGCUGCGUGCAGAGCUGUUGUGUGAGCGGCGCCGUGGCGAGGAGCAGCGGGAGGCUUUCCAUGCCGAGCGCGUCACCUGGCAGAGUGAAAAGGACAGGGUCAUCCGCUACCAGAAGCAACUGCAGCACAACUACAUCCAGAUGUAUCGGCACAAUCGUGAUUUGGAGUGCCAGCUGCGGCACCUCAGUCUUGAACUCGAGGCCCGGGACAUGGAUGAAUAUGAGAUGCAUGGAGGUGAAGGCAUCUGCUUUGAGGAGAUAGCUGCAACUGAGAUCUGAAUGUACUGUGUGGAAGCCUGAGUGAAUGAGGCCACCACUGCCAUGAUAGAGAUGCUGGCCACAGAGAGGGUUGGAGGCCACUCACUCGGGACUCCAUCUGACUGGAGGGGAUGAGAACAGAGUGAAUCCAGGACCACAAUGGAGGAGCUGCCUACUGGGGAUCACAGUCAUGCAUUCCAGUGGGCAGUGCUUUUUUCCCUUCCUUCUUGUGGCUGGGGGAACUCUAUAAAGUUCACCCACCAGCUCAACGGAUGUCACUGCCAUUGAGAUUAGAUUAGGAUCUGAAGGUGGGUAGCUGUGGUGUGUGUGUAUGAAGGAGCUGGCUAAGGAUUUCAACCUAUGCUUUCCAGAUUGGCCUUGUAGAAAGGAGGGGCCCUAACCUGUCCUAAAGCCUUUCUUCAGAAAAGAAGUGAGAACAGCAGCUCUAUUUCCACUUUUGCUCUGGGUGUUUGAGGCAGUUGUCUUCUCAAACGUCCCAGUGCCUUCCAGGUCCCAGUGCUACUCAGCCUCCUGCAAAAUGCUGAUGUUUGAAAGAAAUAGAUUUUUGCCUCACCUAGUUUUUGAGAACUGGGAGUGUAUUGGAAGCAGUGGGAUUGGAAAAGAGGGAGAGCUGGACAGAGCUUGGAAAAACUACUUUUUGGACUAUAGCACCCACAAUUUCCCUGCCAUUGCAAGCAGUAGCCGAACUGGUGGGGGGAUUCUGGUUGUUGUAGUUCAAAGGAGUAAGAUUUUUUUAAAGAAAAAAUAUCUGUCUAUUGGGAGUGAUGGGAGGGCAGAAUUUUCUUAGUAUUCUCUUCCUCCACCUCCUUAGCAAAGUGACCUGAUUGGCUCUCAGCCAUCAUUAGCUGGAUAUUAGGCCAGGUUGGCUGUGUUAACAGCCACUUAGUUGCUGAUCCACUUAGCGGAUGGGAGACAAUUAGCAUUGCCUGUUUUUAGGCUGUCUGGGGAAGCCUUUUAUUUUUUUAAACCACAUACAUACAAAAAACCAGGAUGCUUUUCUGUGACCUUUGGCCCAGUCCUGAGCAGUGUGUAUAUCUUUUUUUAAACAUACCCACAAUCAGAACUUUGUGCCAAUGAAAGCUGAGUUCCACAACCCUUCUAAGUUGUGCAAAUGAAAUAAAUUUGCACAUAUUUGUUCUCUUUGCAUAAUUCGUACUGGUUCCCAUUAAGGGCAAGGAAGAGCCUUUGCAAGACAGUGAUGGCCUACUCCUACCCUGCCUCUUAUUUGUUCCUCUCUGGCUUGGAGGAUCUGUCUGGGUCUCUUUGGAAUUGCUUGAGUUUAUAUUUUUGUAGUAUAAAAAGGAUGAGAAAUAAUUGCAACUAGUACUAAGACCAAAAUUAAUUCUCAGGAUGCUGAAUGCUGAUCCCAAAUUCUGUUUCUUUUCUGUGCUUGUUUUGAAUUGCAGAACACUUGCAUGCAACCAACUCUGGCUCUGUCUUUCCUGAAGCAAUGUGAAAAUAUUGUGCAGACACUUCCCCAAACCUGGUGCCCUCCAGAUUUUUUGGACUAUCUCCUCCAUUAUCCCUUAGCCAGAAUAGACAUUGGUCAUGGUGACUGGAGGUUGUGCCAGUUGUGUUCUACAUUGGGAAGAUGCCAGGUUGGGGAACGCCUUUUCAAAGGGAAAGCCUGAUGACUCCCUGUGUCAGAGCUCAGAAAAGUUUUUUGGCUAAGGAGGUUCUGGGAGUUGUAGUAAAAAAGUACCUUUUCUAAGCUUUAUCCUGUGCUAUGCAAGCAGGACAUUAAGAUACAGAAGUAUGGUCCGUUAGGCUCUGUUGGAAUUGCUUCCAAGUAGAUAUCCAUAGUAAUGCAUUAUGAAAAGCCACAGUGCAGCUCUAACCUGCAUUACUCACUUGAGAAGUUCUCUUAAUGAUAGAUUUCCUUGAUAGCAUCUCUGCACACACGGGACACCUAGUUCCAGUCCUGUGCAUCUUUCCAUGCUAUCAGCAUGAUCAGUCUUCCCGAACAAUAGAGCUUCACCGGUGUCCAUGUGCAUGCAUGCACAAUCACACUAGUGUCCAAUUCUGUUUCCUCAUGCCAGGGCCUGCCCAUUUUCUAGACAGAGGCAGGGCUGAUGAGUGUUGUAGGCCCAAACAUCCCCAGCUGUGCUCCUAGAGAUCUUUGAUUCACCAGCUGGAGUGCUGAUCCAUUUGCUACCCCACCCCCAAUCCCUUCUGCAAGGGGAUCUGGAAUGUCCUCCCUCACCCUUUAUUGGCCUUGGCUGCUCCUGGUUGGGACCCCUAUUGAACUGAGAGUGCCUUUUCCUUGGCCUGGAGAAUGCCUGGGUUUGCCUGUUUCCUUCUGCCAUUGUGUGCUCUUCUAUCUAACCCCAUCCAAAUCCUGCAGGCCCAACACUGCCAGGGUUGAGACUACCAGAAGCACUUUUAUCACAAUUUCACUGUUGCUUUUUCCCCAGACUUGGAUGGCAGAGAACCAUUCUGACUUGGUGCUGCAUUCCUUUCUUGAUGAAGCUCCAUUUAUUGUUCCCAGAAGCAGAGUAUUUCAGAUGUCAGUGUUCCCCUCCAUCCCACAAUUUCCUUGCCAAUUUUGGGUUUUUAUAGUGUUUCUUAAUACUGCUGUUCUUGUGUUCAACCCAGCAGGCCUUUUAGAGUACUCACUGUCCAGCUGUACACUAUUUUGGGUGCUUGGCUUGAAGCUAAAUGAGCACCUAAAUGAAGCUUGGCAAAGUUAACUUUUUUUUUUUGCAAUACAGUAUUUAGAAUCCCCCUGUUGGCUGUGAGAUUCUGAAAGUGAGUGUCCAGAAAGGUAACUUUCCCAAGCUCUGCAUCAGAGUUGCUUCAUUUAGUGCACUUUUAACAACUCUGUCCAUUCUAGAUCUAGGUUUACUAACUAGUUUUGGAAAUGGAAGUAAUCUUGGACAUGACGGAUCUGGCUCUGCUGGUCACCCCCUGCCCUCAUUUCAAGUGGCCAGUGAACUUUCCCACAGAUAGACUCCUCUUCAGAGGGCAGAAUGGUGCCAAUCUAGGCCCUCUUCACAGAGCUUUCAGAAAUUACUUUUUGGGCUUCAGAUUCAGGAAUUCCCCAGAUAGCAUGGUGGCGUGGGGUUGCUGAGAACUGUAGUCUAGAAGGCACCUUUUCCAAGCUACUUUACCCAAAAGCUAUGCCUCCUUAUGGCAGAAAUCCUGAAAGGUAUGGAUGGACUGAUAGUUAUUUGGAAUAUACACACCUUUCUUGCUGACAUAGUUCUGUUUAUCCUACAAUGUGAGCUCAAAGAAGAUAAGAUACUUGAAGCAAAAUUUCCCUUUCUGUGGGUCUGUUUUUUGAGCGUGGAAAACCCAGUUGCAUAUGAUGAUGGAGAAAGGGUAACAUGAAGCAGCCAAGUAUCCUCCAAUGCUAGACAGAUAUGGGCCUUGUCUUCUGGAUGACAAAAUGGAGCAAGUGCAUAUAUAUCUGUGGUUACUAUGAGACUGAAGGGCAGAGCUGGCCUGGAUCAGGUAUGGUUGAACAUUAUGGACUUGAGAGAAUUGAGUUUUAGCUUCAACUAAUACAAGAAGAAUCAAAUUUCUAAGCACAUGUAGCUUGGAUGUCUACACUGUCUUACCUUUCACUGUCAUCAGUAAUCUACUCCCCCCUGUGUACAGCUAGAAUGUGCUGGCUAUUAUCAUUAGCCCAUUUUGCCCUGGCUGUAUAAAUUCUGAUCAGGAUUACCUGUCCAGGAAUGGCAUUUGCCCGGAAGCAGCCAAAGUUCAUUUAGAGUUCUGCAUCCCAGUUUGUCAUUAUGGGAAAAUGGCUGACCCAUUGCUGGAUUUAGGAGUACAUGCCUGUUUCCCAGCCCUUGUUUAAUCUUAGCUUCACCUACACAAGUUCUUCUGCAUGCAAAAUUGAUCAGACUCAAGAUCUUGGGAAGGGUCCAUUUCAUCCCUGGAGCUCUGUACUACUGGCAGGGGGAGUAUAAUAAGCUUCUGUUCUCACUUAGAAGACAGUGUAUUUCCAAGAGGACACACGAAUCCACUUCCACCAACUAGUCUUUAUUGCCUAAUUGCCCAUACCUAUGGGAUGUGCAGGUAGCAUGGGGUUAGUAGGAGGACACACAUCACUAGACCAAAGGAAAAAGCUUGGUGCAUGUCAUUUCUGUGGCUGUUGUUAACCUGCUCCCUUUCUCUAUAUUCUUCCCAUCCCUUUUAGCACCACUUUUGUGUUUUUUUCAUUUUCUUUUUUACUUUAUUUCUGAAAUUUGUAUAUUUUUCAAGCUGUGUAAAUUUCUUGUACAAACCAAAAGAAAAGUGUGAAUUAAAAAAGACAGAAGAAGACAUGUCUUGUGUUUAUAAGAAAAGCUCCCUGGAAGGUUUGAUGGGUGGGGACAGUAGAGUAUGGAAAGGUGGGGAGAAAUUGGAAUUGUUCUGGUGGUGAAAAAAAGAAAGGUGGGGAGUAUGUGGAGAUGCUCAGGGCCAACUACUGAAUGGAGGAUGGUUUGCACUAGCACACCCCAUGUUCUUUCUGCUAUAUUAAAAAUGGGCCAAAUGCACCUUUUACCAUCAUUCACCCAGUGGCUUGUAUAUUCCACAUGGCAGCAGUUUGUUAAAGGCCUGGUGGUGGCUCCAGGUGGACGAUAUUGACUGGUCCCUUGGGAAAUGGAUAGUCUCUGAUCCACAAUAGUUGCUUCAGCUCAGGGUUGGGGGAAAAAAAAACAUAGGACAAUCCCUUUCCUUUAGCAAAACCUCUCUUAGGUGAGAGCUAACAUAUACUUGGAAACAGCUACUAGAACACUGGUAAUGCCAGGCUGCAGAUGACCAUUCGAAGGACCACAGUUACAGAUAAGCAACCUGUUCAUCUAGGAUUCAGAGAAGGCCACUAUCUGCAGGAUCUUCUUUCAUAAUUUUUGUCCCCUUUUGGCUUAUAUCAUCACUGACUUUACAGAGUGGAUCAGAAACUGAAUGGAAAAUGUGAUGCUUUGCUUCCUUUUCUGUAUGCCACUCUAGGUUUGCUGCCAGUUUCUUCUUCAUGGACUAUAGAUUUCUCUUUAGAAUUUCAGUCAAAGUGUUGUGAUAAUAUUGAUCUCAGUUUCCAACAUAUAGGAUCCUCCAAGACCUCAGAUUGUCUCUUUUAGAGAGUGUCACCACUCACUUAUGGUAUAUUUAAAUGUAUCCUCUAAG